Coregonus sp. 'balchen' is the source of this 12466-nucleotide messenger RNA. Lineage: Eukaryota; Metazoa; Chordata; Actinopteri; Salmoniformes; Salmonidae. The record is from the annotation of a GenBank genome assembly.
GUGACAAAAAGUGACCUAGAAAAGUUAAAAGGCACCUACAGACAAUUAACGAAGGAUGCCCACAGUGCCAAAGAAAAGUACAGAGACGCAAUGGUGAAAGGUAAGAAUCUCUCCUGAUUAUUUACUGAGAAAUUCUAGUUUAAUGUAAUGAUUCAUAGUAGGGCAGUUUUCCUUGGAGGAAAUGCAUGAAAUCUUAUUACAGACCAGCUGAAGUGCAUCAAUACAUGAAUCACCAAACCCUACGGAGGGAGAUCAUAUGGCCGACAUGUCUUGGGAGGAGGAUGAUGAGGCACAACCAUAUUAAACCUCCUCCAUACAAACCAGCAGUACAGCACUUCUUGGUUUGUUUUCAGGCAAGGAGCCGGAGAAGGCGAGGGAGCGCUACGACAAGGCCACCAUGAAGCUCCACAACCUCCACAACCAGUACGUGCUGGCGGUGCGGAGCGCCCAGCUCCACCAGGAGCACUACCACGACACCACGCUGCCCCUCCUCCUCGACUCCCUGCAGAAGAUGCAGGAGGAGAUGAUCAGUGCACUGUGAGUGUGUGGCUCCAGCAGAGAUCAACAAGGGAUAUACUACAUAAAGCAUCAUAUUCAAAUGGGUUUGAGAAUGUUUUGGAGGUUAAAGUAGAUGAACAAAAAAAAUAAGAGUCUGUGUGUUUACUUUGUCAUUUGCUUCGUUAAGUCUCAACCCUUAGGUUGAAACCUGAUGAAGGUCUAAGGGUUGAAACGUUGUUGGUGAACACACUUGGGUGCAUAUGCCACUGUGUGCAGAGUGUUCCUUUUCUGCAGUGUCCAACCUAGACUUCCAGCAGUAGACUGCAGGUUAUGAGUCAUCAGAUCUGUGAUGCCCUAACAUGUCAGGCGACGUAAACAUUCUUUGGAAAUUGUAAUACGUAAAUGAAUAACUAUUUGCGAGGGUUCUUCUUGUUGUCGCAUGGGAUUAGAUCCCAGAUUAGGCUUAAUCCCAUAAUUUCAUAGCUGUCGUGGGAUUACUAGGAGGCAGAGGCAACCUCUUUUUCAGAAUGUCCCGCUUAAGCUGUGUUUUUAAUCACAACGUUUUUUAAAUCUCAGAUGUUAAUAACAGGAGAACAAUUCAGAGCACCUCUGCUAAAAUGAUAUUUCUGAACUGAGUGAGAGUGUGAUGAGAAACACAAUGGGUUUAGAAUGACAACGUGUCGAUCCCUGGUUUCAUAAUCCCGCAGAGAUGUCCAUCUGUGUGAUCGUCGAGUCACGCAAAUGUGUGUGUGUGUUUUUAAAUCUUUAAUAUACUGAGCAAAUUCUUACCUCAAUAUUAACCUUGUUUUAUGAUUUUGUUAUGAUUUUCUGACUGUUGCGACAUUUUCAGGAAGGGGAUUUUGGAAGAAUACAGUGAAAUCACCAGUCUCUUAACUGAUGAAAUCGUGAAGGUCCACAAAGAAAUCCACACCUCCAUCGACCAAAUUGACCCUGUGUCAGAGUAUGAACACUUCAUUGAGGUUCACAAGUAGGUUUUUAGUUUAAGGCCUUUGAAAUGUGGCCUUUUAUGCUUCACUAACAGUACUUUAUUCCCAUUUAAAUGUCUAAUUUUGGUUAACAUGAAGUAUAAUCUUCUUCAGGUCUCCAGAAACCAAAGAACCGAAUGUAGAAUUUGACGUUUCACUGUUGGAGGAAACAGAGAAUCUUCAAGCAAAUGAGAUCCUAUGGAACAAUUUGACUGCAGACAGUUUACAAGCGAUGUGAGUAGAACAUGUAUGACGGGAGGAGGGUAUUGCCCUCAUUAACCUUGUCUCGUUCUCUGACGUUUUGAAAAGAAGGUGAGAGGAGGGUGCGAGGAAUCAAGCAGUACAGCAUCUCCGAUUGACUAAGGAUAUAGUGUGUGCCUCUGUUGACUGACUGAUUGUGUCAAAGGUCAGAUUCACUUUAAUCCACUGUAUCUCUUUCUGCAGGCUGAAAUCCACAUCAGAUGAGCUGGGCCUCACUCAGCAGAGCCUACGCACCAAGGAGGAUCUCAUGCAAGAUCUAGAGAACAAGCUUGAUGAGUCCACCAAAACAUGUGAAAAGAAGUCUGAGUACGUUGCUACCAUAACAGUACAGCUCUAAUGAUUCUUACAUUCUGCUUGAUAAGAUUAUCUCCCAUAGCAGCUAGCAUGUUAGUAUUCUGUCCACCAUUAUGAGAAGUCAUGUUCAAAUGAAUUUUAUCAUGGGGCAAAACUGAUAUGUUAGAUGUUUUCCACAAUCUCAUGGCUUUCAGUUGUACAUGUGCCGUUAAGCAAUAACAACAGAGACCAUUAGAGACUAGCUUAAUAGAUUCCAAGUUUGGCGUUGUUUCUAAGAAGCCUGAUUGGCCAUGAUAUAACUCUAGGAGCAUGAAUGAUGUGAAGAUUCAUUGAGGCGGACAGGGUACAAUAGACAGAGGUAUGUCUGUAGCACAGGGCUCAGCACAUAUUUCAGGGUCUGCUGGAUAAUCCCCUAUAAGAGACAAUGAUAUUAUAAGGGCUUGUUCAGUCAUCCCCAUGUGAAGUCUCAGCUACAGGUGUGGUUAUGUAUGAGGACUGGUUGUAUGGCCUAGGCUAGUUUUUUUCCUGUCUGAAGUUCUCUUUUUGAAAACAUGAAUAAAGUCAUUUGAUUAGGGCAGUUUUCAAGUAGUGAGAAGUUGUUCUUUUUUCUGAAAAAUUGUGCCUAUAGGUUUUAGCACUUGUGUGGCAAGCAAUCACUUUUAAAAAUGGACCUCAGCUUCCACAGCAAUGUUUGUUGGGUGUUUGACUAAAUUGUUUUGAGUGAAAUGUCUUCACACCCAUUAAUCAGAGUACAGAAACAGCUCAGCUGUUAAACUGUAGGCUAUAUAUCCCUCUGGUGGAACGCAAACUAGAAAAUAAUUUUCCACAUCCUCGUUCCGAGAGGUGGAUUAAGUAGUAAUACUGUUUGAUUUCAGACGAGCACCAGAGCGUGACCUCUUUCUCUCUCUCUUUCUCAAUCUCUAUCUAUUCCUAUUUUUUCACUCUCACAUUCUCUCUCUCCAUCUCUCUGCCUCUCUCUCUCCUUGUCUCUCACACCACACUCAUUCUCUCUUUCCAUCUCUCCUUCACUCAAUCAGUGCGGUGCUGCUGCUCAGUCAGAAGCAGUCUUUGGAGGAGCUGAGGCAGACAGUCCAGUUGCUGCGCUGCACAGAGGCCAAGCUGGGCGCCCAGAAGGACCUGCUCGACCACAAGAUGCAGGAGAACGAGGGCAAGGAGCCUCCCCCCAUGGUCAACUACGAGGACGACGCGCGCUCCGUCAACUCCAUGGUGAGUGAGUGGGUGUUGUUGUGGAGUUGACCGUUGUUGGUUUUUGAAUAGGAAGGACUUACUUGUCAAGUCAGAAUCCAAACUGAUAAGUGAUGGCGAACCAUGGGGAAACGGAGCACAUCAAUGUGGAUUCCAGGCUAUUACUUCCUUUGUAAUCAGAAGGAACGCAGCACUUUCCGCUCAGACUGUCCCACUAUGAACUCCUCUGUCUCUAACCUUUUCAGAGAUACUAUACAGUCGUGGUCAAAGGUUUUGAGAAUGACACAAGUAUUGGUUUUCACAAAGUUCGCUGCUUCAGUGUUAUGAGAUAUUUUUGUCAGAUGUUACUAUGCUAUACUGAAGUAUAGUUACAAGCAUUCCAUAAGUGUCAAAGGCUUUUAUUGACAAUUACAUUAAGUUUAUGCAAAGAGUGAAUAUUUGCAGUGUUGACCCUUCUUUAUCAAAACCUCUGCAAUCCGCCCUGGCAUGCAGUCAAUUAACUUCUGGGCCACAUCCUGACUGAUGGCAGCCCAUUCUUGCAUAAUCAAUGGUUGGAGUUUGUCAGAAUUUGUGGGUUUUUGUUUGUCCACCCGCCUCUUGAGGAUCGACCACAAGUUCUCAAUGGGAUUAAGGUCUGGGGAGUUUUCUGGCCAUGGACCCAACAUUUCGAUGUUUUGUUCCCCGAGCCAGUUAGUUAUCACUUUUGCUUUAUGGCAAAGUGCUCCAUCAUGCUGGAAAAGGCAUUGGUCGUCACCAAACUGUUCAUGGAUAGUUGGGAGAAGUUGCUCUCGGAGGAUGUGUUGGUACCAUUCUUUAUUCAUGGCUGUGUUCUUAGGCAAAAUUGUGAGUAAGCCCACUCCCUUGGCUGAGAAGCAACCCCACACAUGAAUGGUCUCAGGAUGCUUUACUGUUAGCAUGACACAGGACUGAUGGUAGCGCUCACCUUGUCUUCUCUGGACAAGGUGUUUUCCGGAUGCCCCAAACAAUCGGAAAGGGGAUCCAUCAGAGAAAAUGACUUUACCCCAGUCCUCAGCAGUCCAAUCCCUGUACCUUUUGCAGAAUAUCAGUCUGUCCCUGAUGUUUUUCCUGGAGAGAAGUGGAUUCUUUGCUGCCCUUCUUGACACCAGGCCAUCCUCCAAAAGUCUUCACCUCACUGUGCGUGCAGAUGCACUCACACCUGCCUGCUGCCAUUCCUGAGCAAGCUCUGCACUGGUGGUGCCCCGAUCCCGCAGCUGAAUCAACUUUAGGAGACGGUCUUGGCACUUGCUGGACUUUCUUGGGCGCCCUGACGCCUUCUUCACAACAAUUGAACCUCUCUCCUUGAAGUUCUUGAUGAUCUGAUAAAUGGUUGAUUUAGGUGCAAUUUUACUAGCAGCAAUAUCCUUGCCUGUGAAGCCCUUUUUGUGCAAAGCAAUAAUGACGGCAUGUGUUUCCUUGCAAGUAACCAUGGUUAACAGAGGAAGAACAAUGAUUUCAAGCACCACCCUCCUUUUAAAGCUUCCAGUCUGUUAUUCUAACUCAAUCAGCAUGACAGAGUGAUCUCCAGCCUUGUCCUCGUCAACACUCUCACGUGUUAACGAGAGAAUCACUGACAUGAUGGCAGCUGGUCCUUUUGUGGCAGGGCUGAAAUGCAUUGGAAAAGUUUUUUUGGGAUUAAGUUCAUUUUCAUGGCAAAGAGGGACUUUGCAAUUAAUUGCAAUUAAUCUGAUCACUCUUCAUGACAUUCUGGAGUAUAUGCAAAUUGCCAUCAUCAAAACUGAGGCAGCAGACUUUGUGAAAAUUAGUAUUUGUGUCAUUCUCAAAACUUUUGACCACGACUGUAUAGCGUCUGUUGAUUAAAUGUCUUUGCUUGAUGAUUUUGUUAGUCUUAGAUACUUUUGCGGCUGAUAUUUACUUAUGUACACUUACACAUACUGGUACUGUGUCAGUAUACUGCUUUUCAUUCAUUGUAUAGUAGUAGGCCAGUAUGUGUUUUGUCUUCUGCUGUCUCCAUGAAUAUACUCCUUCAGGCAAAUCAAAGUUGUUGUUUUUUAUCUAAAAUAUGCUGUUGUGCUGAAUCUUUCAUUUAAAACAAUUUGUACCUUUCUCAUCAAAUGUCACUGAAAUGUCGACCCAUAGAGGUAAAAAAAAUAGAUGUAUCUCUGUGUCAAUCAUGUCCCUGUUUUAAAAGCAGAUGGUGUCAUUAUAAACCAGUUCAGAAGAAAAACACUGAUAAACGUUGCAUACCUGUUUUCCACAGAUUUUUGUCAUUUCAGUGAAAUGGAAACAUGUUUCACCAAUGUUGAGAUAUUUGGCUUUGAAUGGGGCAGUGUAAGAGAUAAAGCUUUUUGUUGACUCUGCAGUAUGUGGUAGAUGAUAUGGUGGUGCUGUUGAGCCUCCUUUAGACUCUAGCUCUCUCUGCAGAGAGUUGGAUGAGCAAAGGGGGGCAGUGUAAGCACAUUGUGAUGGCUAUAAACCUCUAUAUAAUAUAAUAAUAAUAAAUAUAUAUAAUAUCGUAUUGUGAGGUCCCUGGCAAUUCCCAGCCCCAAUUAAUCAAAUGGCCACCCGGACUAUUUGCAUUGACCCCCCCCCCUUGGUUUUUACACUGCUGCUAAACUCGCUGUUUAUUAUCUAUGCAUAGUCACUUUAUCCCUACCUACAGUGGGGGGAAAAAGUAUUUAGUCAGCCACCAAUUGUGUAAGUUCUCCCACUUAAAAAGAUGAGAGAGGCCUGUAAUUUUCAUCAUAGGUACACGUCAACUAUGACAGACAAAAUGAGAAAAGAAAAUCCAGAAAAUCACAUUGUAGGAUUUUAAUGAAUUUAUUUGCAAAUUAUGGUGGAAAAUAAGUAUUUGGUCAAUAACAAAAGUUUCUCAAUACUUUGUUAUAUACCCUUUGUUGGCAAUGACACAGGUCAAACGUUUUCUGUAAGUCUUCACAAGGUUUUCACACACUGUUGCUGGUAUUUUGGCCCAUUCCUCCAUGCAGAUCUCCUCUAGAGCAGUGAUGUUUUGGGGCUGUCGCUGGGCAACACGGACUUUCAACUCCCUCCAAAUAUUUUCUAUGGGGUUGAGAUCUGGAGACUGGCUAGGCCACUCCAGGACCUUGAAAUGCUUCUUACGAAGCCACUCCUUCGUUGCCCGGGCGGUGUGUUUGGGAUCAUUGUCAUGCUGAAAGACCCAGCCACGUUUCAUCUUCAAUGCCCUUGCUGAUGGAAGGAGGUUUUCACUCAAAAUCUCACGAUACAUGGCCCCAUUCAUUCUUUCCUUUACACGGAUCAGUCGUCCUGGUCCCUUUGCAGAAAAACAGCCCCAAAGCAUGAUGUUUCCACCCCCAUGCUUCACAGUAGGUAUGGUGUUCUUUGGAUGCAACUCAGCAUUCUUUGUCCUCCAAACACGACGAGUUGAGUUUUUACCAAAAUGUUCUAUUUUGGUUUCAUCUGACCAUAUGACAUUCUCCCAAUCCUCUUCUGGAUCAUCCAAAUGCACUCUAGCAAACUUCAGACGGGCCUGGACAUGUACUGGCUUAAGCAGGGGGACACGUCUGCACUGCAGGAUUUGAGUCCCUGGCGGCGUAGUGUGUUACUGAUGGUAGGCUUUGUUACUUUGGUCCCAGCUCUCUGCAGGUCAUUUACUAGGUCCCCCCGUGUGGUUCUGGGAUUUUUGCUCACCGUUCUUGUGAUCAUUUUGACCCCACGGGGUGAGAUCUUGCGUGGAGCCCCAGAUCGAGGGAGAUUAUCAGUGGUCUUGUAUGUCUUCCAUUUCCUAAUAAUUGCUCCCACAGUUGAUUUCUUCAAACCAAGCUGCUUACCUAUUGCAGAUUCAGUCUUCCCAGCCUGGUGCAGGUCUACAAUUUUGUUUCUGGUGUCCUUUGACAGCUCUUUGGUCUUGGCCAUAGUGCAGUUUGGAGUGUGACUGUUUGAGGUUGUGGACAGGUGUCUUUUAAACUGAUAACAAGUUCAAACAGGUGCCAUUAAUACAGGUAACGAGUGGAGGACAGAGGAGCCUCUUAAAGAUGAAGUUACAGGUCUGUGAGAGCCAGAAAUCUUGCUUGUUUGUAGGUGACCAAAUACUUAUUUUCCACCAUAAUUUGCAAAUAAAUUCAUAAAAAAUCCUACAAUGUGAUUUUCUGGAUUUUUUUCUCUCAAUUUGUCUGUCAUAGUUGACGUGUACCUAUGAUGAAAAUUACAGGCCUCAUCUUUUUAAGUGAGAGAACUUGCACAAUUGGUGGCUGACUAAAUACUUUUUUUCUUUACUGUACAUGUACAAAUGACCUGGACUAACCUGUACCAACACACAUUGACUCGGUACCGGUACCCCUCGUUAUUGUUAUUUUAUUGUGUUAUUAUUGUUUAUUUUUUUGACUAGUUUAUUUAUUAAAUAUUUUCUUAACUCUAUUUUCUUAAAACUGCAUUGUUGGUUAAGGGCUUGUAAGUAAGCAUUUCACGGUAAGGUCUACACCUGUUGUAUUCGGCGCAUGUGACAAAUAACAUUUUAUUUUAUUUGAUACACUAUAGUUUACUGUAGUCGGCUUGCUCAACUGUUUAUUCUCAACAGAUUUUCAACCAAAUGUCUGUAUUUUCAGGACAAAGGCAAAGACAGGACAUCAAAGUUUGACACCUUGCGUCAUUCCUUCGCUGGCAUCAUCCGCUCUCCCAAAUCAGUCCUUGGCUCAUCAUCGGUAAAUUCUAAAGUCUGUUAAAAAAAACAGGUUUUAAAAGCAUUGUGUUCUUGUGUAGUGAGUGUGGAAACUAUCCUGUCUAUCAUAGAUAUUGCAUUCAAAUUGUGCAUUACCUGUUUAAUCUGAGUGGAGUGACACAGAUCUUAUAGCUCUCUUGACUUGCGAUUGAUUCCUAACUGACAUUAUCAUCAUAUCAUCAUGUCAUAUCAUUCCAUUGUACGUGUCCAGCAGUUUUUCGACGUGAUCCCAACCAGUGAGAAGCCCCUGGGGGACCAGGAGUGGUACCAUGGGGCCAUCCCCAGGACCGAGGCCCAGGAGUUGCUCAAAGAGCAGGGAGACUUCCUGGUCCGGGAGAGCCACGGCAAGCCUGGCGAGUACGUCCUGUCCGUCUUCUCCGAGGGACAGCGGAGACACUUCAUCAUCCAGUUUGCAGACGUGAGUUCUACUUGUUCAGUUCUAAAUAAAACUAAAGGCAUUUCUUAGCCUGGUCAUAGAUCUGUUUGUGCCAUGUUUGGCAUGACAAGGAGUUGACAUGAUGGCACAAACAGAUCUCAGACCAGGCUAGGUGUUUGUCUCACUGCAGAGCCACUAGGUUUCAGCAGUAAAAGAGACAAAAUAUAAAGGUGUAGGACCUUCCGAGUGGCGCAGCGUUCUAAGGCACUGCAUGGCAGUGCUAGAGGCGUCACUACAGACCCGGGUACGAUCCUAGGCUGUGGCGCAGCCGUCCGCAACCAGGAGACCAAUGAGACGGUGCAUAAUUGGCCCAGCGUCGUCUGGGUUAGGGGAGGAUUUGGCCGGCCGAGAUGUCCUUGUCCCAUUGCGUUCUAGUGACUCCUUGUGGCGGGCCGGUCGCCAGUUGUACGUGUUUCCUCCGACACAUUGGUGCGGCUGGCUUUCGGGUUAAGCGAGCAGUGUGUCAAGAAGCAGUGCGGCUUGGCAGGGUCGUGUUUCGGAGGACGCAUGGCUCUCGACCUUCACCUCUCCCGAGUCCGUACGGGAGUUGCAGCGAUGGGACAAGACUGUAACUACCAAUUGGAUAUCACGAAAUUGGGGAGAUAAAGGGGUAAAAAGUACACACAAAAAUAAAUAUAUAUAUAUACAGUAACUUGCGAAAGUAUUCACCCCGGUGACAUUUUUCCUAUUUUGUUGCCUUACAACCUGAAAUUAAAAUGGAUUUUUGGGUGGGGUUGUAUCAUUUGAUUUAGACAACAUGCCUACCACUUUGAAGAUGCAAAAUAUUUUUUUGGGUGAAACAAACAAGAAAUAAGACAAAAAAACUGAACUUGAGCGUGCAUAACUAUUCACCCCCCCCCCCCCCCCCCCCCCCAAAAAAAAGUCAAUACUUUGUAGAGCCACCUUUUGCAGCAAUUACAGCUGCAAGUUUUUGGGGUAUGUCUCUAAGCUUGGCACAUCUAGCCACUGGGAUUUCUGCCCAUUCUUCAAGGAAAAACUGCUCCAGCUCCUUCAAGUUGGAUGGGUUCCACUGGUGUACAGCAAUCAUUAAGUCAUACCACAGAUUCUCAAUUGGAUUGAGGUCUGGUCUUUGACUAGGCCAUUCCAAGACAUUUAAAUGUUUCCCCUUAAACCACUCGAGUGUUGCUUUAGCAGUAUGCUUAGGGUCAUUGUCCUACUGGAAGGUGAACCUCCAUCCCAGUCUCAAAUCUCUGGAAGACUGAAACAGGUUUCCCUCAAGAAUUUCCCUGUAUUUAGCGCCACCAUCAUUCCUUCAAUUCUGACCAGUUUCCCAGUCCCUGCCGAUGAAAAACAUCCCCACAGCAUGAUGCUGCCACCACCAUGCUUCACUGUGGGGAUGGUGUUCUCGGGGUGAUGAGAGGUGUUGGGUUUGCGCCAGACAUAGUGUUUUCCUUGAUGGCCAAAAAGCUCAAUUUUAGUCUCAUCUGACCAGAGUACCUUCUUCCAUAUGUUUGGGGAGUCUCCCACAUGCCUUUUGGCAAACACCAAACGUGUUUGCUUAUAUAUUUCUUCAAGCAAUGGCUUUUUUCUGGCCACUCUUCCGUAAAGCCCAGCUCUGUGGAGUGUAUGGCUUAAAGUGGUCCUAUGGACAGAUACUCCAAUCUCCGCUGUGGAGCUUUGCAGCUCCUUCAGGGUUAUCUUUGGUCUCUUUGUUGCCUCUCUGAUUAAUGCCCUCCUUGCCUGGUCCGUGAGUUUUGGUGGGCGGCCCUCUCUUGGCAGGUUUGUUGUGGUGCCAUAUUCUUUCCAUUUUUUAAUAAUGGAUUUAAUGGUGCUCCGUGGGAUGUUCAAAGUUUCAGAUAUUUUUUUAUAACCCAACCCUGAUCUGUACUUCUCCACAAUUUUGUCCCUGACCUGUUUGGAGAGCUCCUUGGUCUUCAAGGUGCCGCUUGCUUGGUGGUGCCCCUUGCUUAGUGGUGUUGCAGACUCUGGGGCCUUUCAGAACAGGUGUGUAUAUAUACAGAGAUCAUGUGACAGAUCAUGUGACACUUAGAUUGCACACAGUUUAUUUAACUAAUUAUGUGACUUCUGAAGGUAAUUGGUUGCACCAGAUCUUAUUUAGGGGCUUCAUAGCAAAGGGGGUGAAUACAUAUGCAUGCACCACUUUUCCGUUAUUUAUUUUUUAGAAUUUUUUGAAACAAGUUAGUUUUUUCAUUCCACUUCACCAAUUUGGACUAUUUUGUGUAUGUACAUUACAUGAAAUCCAAAUAAAAAUAAAUUUAAAUCACAGGUUGUAAUGCAACGAAAUAGGAAAAACACCAAGGGGGAUGAAUACUUUUGCAAGGCACUGUGUGUGUAUAUAUAUAUAUAUAUAUAUAUAUAUAUAUAUAUAUAUAUAUAUAUAUAUAUAUAUAUAUAUAAAGGUGUAGUCAGGUAUUUUUGAUGUGAUGAUGUGCGUCAGCCAAUGGUUACUUUAUGUCUGUCACUAAGACACAGAGAUGAGAGAUCACAGGCACCUUGGUUGAAACUGAAGUUAAUUGGCAAGGAAUUCUAUGGUUGAUGUGUUUUAAUUUAAUUCGUUCAGAUGACAGCUACUAGUAAUUGCUUGUGAAGUUGUUUCCGUAACACAAAAGAUGAUGAUUAGAAAAGCUUCCAACUCAACUUUGUAGUUAAUCAAUCCCAUGCUCUGUGCCGCCUCUUUGUCCACAGAACCAGUAUCGUUUUGAAGGCACUGGCUUCCCGACCAUUCCUCAGUUAAUUGAACACCAUUAUACUUCAAAGCAAGUUAUUACCAAGAAGUCUGGGGUGGUGCUUUUAAACCCAGUCGUCAAGGUAAAACAUAUUUGCUCUCCUAUCUUUUGUUCAUUCACCCUGUGAUUCAGAUCAGAAGUCAAUGAGUGGUUUCACAACAGGGGUGGGAAUGUAAUUAUUGCUAAAGCCAUCAAGCUGUCAUGGAGGCCUUUAAUCACACUGUGAAACUCAUCAAUAUGCUCAGGUUGUCCAGAAGCUUGUGGUGUUUGUGGUAGGAGGCUAAUAGAUGGUCAGGAAUAAGCCCUUGAAUAAGAAUCUGACAUUAACUAAAUAUUGUAGUUAUAUUUAUCAGUAAAGCUGUGAUCACAGUUGAACAACUUUUUGUUGAUGAAGUUCUAACUAGGUUCUCCACAUUAAAAAAAUAAAAAUCCAUUUAAAAAAAAUACAACGUAUAGAAUCGUGUGAAUCGCAAUAUAUAUCGUAUCGGUAUCGUGAGGUCCCUGGCAAUUCCCAGCCCUAAUUGACAGGAUUCAUUCCUGGUUUCCAGACCUGUAUGACGUUUUCAGGACCCAUUUCUCAUGUAUAAUAGUGCAAAUGUCUUUUUAAUAUCCACUCUGUGUUGCAGCUGCAUCCAAUAUGCUUUAAGUGACCUGGAUAGGGGGAAAUAGGCCAACACUGUUAAUACCCAGGUUUAAUCAUAAAGAAGACCUGGAGUCCUCCUUAGCUGGCCUGCUGGUGUUGAACAUAAUGGUGUUUUAAUUGCCUCAGCCAUCACCAACACAGGGCUAAUUGUUGUUGUCAUUACUACUGUAAUAGAUCUGCUGAAGCCUAGGAAUGCUAAGUGUUUUUAAAUGGUCUUUCUUCAAGCAUUUCAUGGAAAAGCGGUGAAAUUUGACCAUUAGGCACCACCUCGCACUUGGAAGAAUGCGAUUUGGAUUUGAUCAUUGUUUUAUUCGAUGAGACUGGCCGUUGGAAUGCGUUAUGUUGAGCUGGGCCAAAGAUGGAAAUACUUUGAAAUUAUUUUCUUGCUCUGAUGUUUUUGAGGCAUCAAGGUUUUUGUGGUUUAUUUUUUUGUGGAUGUUCUGUGUCUUGUGUUUACAUUGCGUAUGUUUUGUUCCGUCUUCUGUAGGAUAAAAAAUGGAUACUCAACCACGAGGAUGUUAGUCUUGGAGAGCUUCUUGGCAAAGUUAGUGAUUUUAGAUAUCCUUUUCAUUUUCAACACAUCUGUAGGACAGAUGUUAUCUUUGAUUAGUUUUGACAUCCAUCAUCAAUGAUGUCAAUAUAUGUUUGAUUAAACCAACUUCUGUUACUAUAUCUCUGUGUUUUCUUUGUUCUUAGGGCAACUUUGGUGAGGUAUUCAAAGGAACUUUGCGGGACAAGACUCCUGUGGCAGUCAAAACA